UCUCAUCAUGGCGGGAUGCAUGAAAAUGAUAAACGGUUUCAAGUCUUCAAGGGCUAAAUUAAAGGUUUUCAUGGUGCUGCUUGUCUGUUUACCUAAAACCUCACUCCAGGAUACAGGUAACAAACAUCCAAUAAUUGAUCUGCUGGAUGGAGAGCAGUCUGUUUUGUCAGGAUCCAACCGGUUCUGUUACAAAAACUCCAUAGUGCCAAGCUGGAGGCAAACAUGGACAAGAAUUCAGAUCAAAGUGUGGAGUUCAAGCGUGUUCAAGGUGGAAACUGUGGAAGGUGAGGAGGAGCUGCAGGAGCUGGACCGCUUCAGUUUCUGGGGCUGGUUUCAGAGCUUGCUACGUGAACGGCACAAUGAAACCACAAUUAACAUCAGCCUGUUCAGCAAGAAGACAUGCUUCAAGAUUGAUCCCAGUGAAAGAACUCAUUACACUGUCAAACCUGUCCGCAAGUUUGAUAUUUAUCUGUUUUUGGUUUUCCUCUCUGGGGCGUUGUUGUUCGUCUUUGCAGACUCACUCAGCAGGAGUCAAAUUUUUUUCUACUCUGCUGGUAUGAGCACAGGCAUGAUCGCCUCUCUCAUCAUCCUCUUCUUCAUUUUGGCACGCUUUUUGCCAAAGAAAAGCCCUUUCUAUUUGUUGAUUGUUGGCGGCUGGUCCUUCUCUGUGUACGCCAUCCAGCUUGUCUGCAGGAACCUCAACAUUAUUUUGCGAGAACACUGGCACAUGGCAUUAGGUUAUGUAGCAGUAGUGGGAUUCAUCAGUUUUGCUGUGUGUUACCGUUACGGUCCUCUGGUGGAUGAGAAGAGCAUUAACAUCUUGUCAUGGACGCUGCAGCUGUUUGGCCUGCUCCUGAUUUACUUAGGAAUUCAAAUUCAGCAAGUUGCAUUCGCUAUCAUCGUGGCAGCUUUGUUCUCCAAAAAUCUGGAGUACCCAGUCUCUAUGGUAGUCAUUGCAUGGAGGAAAAUCAGACAGUGGGUUCGCUGGAAGCCAGAGCCACGUCGCCUGUUGACUGAGGAGGAGUAUCAGAAAGAGGGGGAGGAAGAGACUCGACGUGCACUGGAAGAGCUGAGGAAGUACUGCAACAGCCCCGAGUUCAGCCCAUGGAAGGCAGUGUCGAGGCUUCAGUCCCCGAAAAGGUUUGCUGAUUUUAUCGAAGGGUCACCUCACUUAAUGCCAAACGAGGUGUCUGUCCACGCGCAGGAAUACGGCUUUGGGGGAUCGUUUUUUGAGGAUGAAUUUUUUGACACCGAUGACGAGGAAGAAGACAUGAUGCCUAUGAUGAAACUGGAGUGAGAGAGCACAGUGUUGGAGAUGCAUAAAAACAGGAACAAUUCUUAUUAUUGCCUUUCAGAAAGGUGGUUGGAGAACAGCUCUCCCUGGCUACUGUGCAAGACUGACUGUGAGCAAUGUACUGUGGAGGAUGGUUUAAGAAAAGCCUGCGUUGUCACCUCAGUCACAGGAGCCACAUGGUGUCCUGGCUUUCAACAAGUGAUUACUUCCAUUUUCUAUUUAUCAUCUGGCUUUCAACAAAAAGUCACUGACAAUCACAGGCAGAACACUGAGGUCAGAUCAACAUAAAAAACUCUAUGUAAUGUUGUCUCAAAGAAUGUGCACUAAAGCCAGAUCUCUUCUUUUUAGGGAACAAAGGCAUUUGUUAAAAUUGAGCUUACAAAUACACUGAAACCCCGGUAAGAGGUCAAAGCAGGUCAACAUUUCCUGGGUAAUGGUAGUUUGAAGUUGUGUCGUCUUUAGUCAUUGGAUAGAAAAGGUUUUCGUUUUAAAAACAAUUGUGUUUACAGCCAUUAGGCUCUAAAUUGGUUCACUGCAAUGAGUGUCCAGAUGACGUGUAUGUACAUCACUGUGAUAAGGUCGCACCUCUCUGAACAGUAGCACGAUAACGGUGGUAGUUAUUAUUCCAGCUUUCUGCUCGUGGAGAAAAUGUUUGGUCCUGUUUGUGUUCCACAUUUUUCCAUUCAUUUUAAUUAACAUAAAACAGUGGAGUGUCACAGUAUUUUGAAUAAAAAAAAUUAUUUUGAGCUCUGACAUGCAUGUAUUGGUAUCAUUUUAUAAGACUGUUAGGA
Molecule: messenger RNA, 2085 nt
Organism: Seriola dumerili (greater amberjack)
Lineage: Eukaryota; Metazoa; Chordata; Actinopteri; Carangiformes; Carangidae
Gene: nemp1
Product: nuclear envelope integral membrane protein 1
Exons: 9
Coding region: 8-1297 (429 amino acids)
Cellular component (GO): nuclear envelope
Source: RefSeq, a predicted model, not a curated record